AUGAGGACAUAUCACAAUAACACCAGCGAUGAGGAUGAACAGCCUGGCGUCCUCUCCUCCUCGCAUCCCUACCAUUACUACAACGACACCAGCGAUGAGGAUGAACAGCGCGGCAUCCUCUCCUCCUCGCAUCCCUACCAUUACUACAACGACACCAGCGAUGAGGAUAAACAGCGCGGCGUCCUCUCCUCCUCGCAUCCCUACCGUUACUACAACGACACCAGCGAUGAGGAUGAACAGCACGGCAUCCUCUCCUCCUCGCAUCCCUACCAUUACUACAACGAUACCAGCGAUGAGGAUAAACAGCGAGGCGUCCUCUCCUCCUCGCAUCCCUACCAUUACCACAACAACACCAGCGAUGAGGACGAACAGCGCGGCAUCCAUCACCAGCCUUUGUUGUGGCGUCCAGCGCGGCGUCACGUCGCGCUGUUCAUCCUCAUCACUGCUGUUAUUGUGGUAAUGGCUAAGGGCGAGUAUGAUCCAGAGAGCUUCUUCGUGUGCUUCAUGUCUGUACUGAACGCAGGCGAGACAACAGGUCGUGCACUCAGCUUUGGGCCCAAUGUCGCUCAAGUCCGUGCAGCUGCCAAUCGUAUCCUUGGACUGAGGGAUAGUCAAGUCAGGGACGGCCCUGAAGCUACCGGCGCACCGUUCGUUUCUCAUGGCGAUGGUAUGAAGAUUGAACUGGACAACAUUCACUUCAAGUAUCCUACUCGUGACGUGCCUGUAUUCCAGGGUCUCAGUCUUACGAUUGAGAAGGGCCAAUUCGCUCCUCUUGUUGGUGCGUCGGGGAGCGGAAAGAGUAGCAUAGUCUCUCUCCUCGAAAGAUUCUACGAUCCUGAUCACGGUCGCAUCCUCUGCAAUGGUCAAGACAUCGCUGCCAACAAUGUCUACACAUACCGCCGUCAUCUCUCUCUAGUUACUCAAGAGUCAAGUCUGUUCCAAGGCACCUUACGGGAGAACAUCCUUCUUGGCGUCGAAGAUACGGUCGACGACGCAAAUGUCCAUCGCAUAUGUCAAGAAGCGUCCAUCCACGAGUUUAUCGUGUCUCUCCCAGAAGGCUACCGAACUCAACUUGACAACAUCACAUCUCGUCUAGCAGCACUCAUCAAGUUCAGCACCCCAGACCAAGAGCAUGCGAUACUCCCCAUUUACCUUCAGAAGUCAAAAUGGGUCGUCGCUUCAAUGCUAGCGGUCUUGAAAGCCGGCCAUGCCUUUACGCUUAUUGAUCCGAAUGAUCCGCCUGCUAGAGUAGCGCAGGUCGUUGGGCAGACGGGCGCGACAGUUUCGCUUACUUCCAAGCUUUACAGUAGUAAAGUACGAGGCAUUGUUGGACGCUGCAUUGUUAUUGACGAUGAGCUUGUUCAAUCACUCAUUUGCACCUGCGCCUCGAAGCAAGAUCUUGUACUUGCUGCGGUUGCUCCUGAGGACCUAGCCUACGUGAUCUUCACAUCUGGUAGCACAGGCGAUCCAAAGGGCAUCAUGAUCGAGCAUCGCGCCUUUUCAGCCUACGCUCUCAAAUUCGGUUCCGCACUCGGUAUCAACAGCGACACGCGCGCUCUUCAAUUCGGAUCUCAUGCAUUCGGCGCGUUUCUUCUUGAGAUCAUGACGACGUUGAUCCACGGCGGUUGCGUGUGUAUUCCCUCUGAUGACGACCGCAUGAACAAUUUUCCUGCUUUCGUGAAUCGGGCCAACGUCAAUUGGAUGAUGGCUACUCCGUCGUAUAUGGAAACGUUUCAGCCUGAUGAUGUCCCUGGGCUACAGACUCUGGUGCUUGUUGGUGAGCAGAUGUCGCCGUCUGUCAACGCCAUUUGGGCGCCGAGCGUUCAACUCUUGGAUGACUACGGUCAGAGCGAGAGUUCUUCGAUCUGCUUCGUUGGAAGCAUCAGUUCAUCUGGUGUUGAUUCAAACAACAUUGGUCACUCGGUCGGCGCGCACUCUUGGAUCACUGAUCCCAGUGAUCCAAAUCGUCUAGUCCCGAUCGGCGCAAUCGGUGAACUUGUGAUUGAGAGUCCAGGAAUUUCGCGCGACUACAUCAUUCCUCCACCAACAAAGAAGUCACCUUUCUUCUCAACAGUUCCAGCAUGGUAUCCCUCUAAACACCUACCUGAUGGAUUGAAGUUCUAUCGAACUGGUGAUCUUGCGCGUUAUGCAUCUGAUGGCACUGUUGUUUGUCUCGGCCGCAUAGACUCGCAGGUCAAGAUCAGAGGACAGCGCGUUGAGCUUGGAGCAGUGGAGACUCACCUCAGACAGCAAUUGCCUGACGAUAUGUCUAUUGUUGUUGAAGCUGUCAAGACAUCGGACUCGCCUACGAGCACUGUUCUCGUUGCAUUUUUGAUCGCCUCUCAUGAAACCAAGGCUGCAGGAGAUGGCACGAUUCUUGAUCUUGCUGCGACUAAGGACAUAAGUGCAAAGCUGGAGCAAGUCCUUUCGCGCCAUUCUAUCCCAUCGUGCUACAUCAGCAUGCAGCAUCUUCCUCGCACUGCGACCGGCAAGGUUAACAGACGAAAGCUUCGCUCUAUUGGUAGCGAAUUGUUGGCCCAGCAGCCCCAAGGAACAAGCCCACAACCAUCUCAAUUGAGCUGUCCAGCAAACAGCAGCCAAUCCAAGCUGGAGGAGGUUUGGUGUCAAUGCCUGGGCCUCGAACCCAGCGCUUCCAACAUUGGGUCAACCUUCUUUGAGCUCGGAGGCCACUCCAUCACUGCUAUCAAGAUGGUCAACAUGGCUCGGUCAACUGGCAUUGAGCUCAAGGUCUCUGACAUAUACAAGAACCCUACGCUCGCUGGCCUUGAAACUAUCAUCAACGGUAGCGCUGUUCCGUACGCGCUCAUCCCAGCGACCACUCGCGAUGGGCCUGUUGAACAGUCCUACCCUCAAGGCCGACUCUGGUUCCUGGAUCAGCUCGAGGUUGGCGCUCUAUGGUACUUGAUUCCGUACGCUGUUCGGAUGCGAGGAUUGGUAGACGUUGAUGCUUUGAGUCGAGCUCUGAUGGCCUUGGAACAGCGCCACGAGACCCUGAGGACUACUUUCGAGGACCGCGACGGCGCGGGUGUACAGAUUAUUCACCAAACCCUGUCCAAAGAAUUGAGAAUUGUCGAAGCCAUAGACGGCGACUACCUCCGACUCCUUGAGCAAGAGCAGACCACUCCAUUCGAUCUCACCUCCGAAGCAGGGUGGAGAGCGCUCCUCAUCCGCCUGACGGAUACUGACUACGUUCUUUCUAUCGUCAUGCACCAUAUCAUCUCCGACGGCUGGUCAAUCGACGUUCUCCGCCACGAUCUCAGCCAACUCUACGCCGCAGCUCUUCAAGGCCACGAUCCCCUUUCAGCCAUGAACCCUCUCCCCAUCCAGUACAGCGACUUUGCCAUGUGGCAGAAGCAAGAAGCUCAAGCUCUCAAACAUGAGAAGCAGCUUGACUACUGGAAGAAACAACUCGCUGAUUGUUCGCCGGCCAAGUUACCCACUGACUUCCCUCGGCCGGCCCUUCUAUCCGGUGAAGCUGGUGUUGUGCCAGUCUCUAUCGAUGGGGAACUGUACCAUAACCUACGUGACUUCUGCAACGAGAACAACACCACCUCAUUCGCCGUGCUACUCGCUACUUUCCGCGCAGCGCACUAUCGUCUUACAGGCGUUGACGACGCUGUCAUCGGCACACCUAUCGCCAACCGUAAUCGCUGGGAACUUGAGAACAUCAUCGGCUUCUUCGUCAACACGCAGUGCAUGCUUAUUAACUAG
This is a messenger RNA of Fusarium musae, 3732 nucleotides long. Its product is annotated as Beauvericin nonribosomal cyclodepsipeptide synthetase bea1. NCBI's taxonomy places the organism in Eukaryota, Fungi, Ascomycota, Sordariomycetes, Hypocreales, Nectriaceae. The coding region runs from base 1 to 3732 and encodes 1243 amino acids. Gene Ontology annotation, biological process: amino acid activation for nonribosomal peptide biosynthetic process; secondary metabolite biosynthetic process. Gene Ontology annotation, molecular function: ATP hydrolysis activity; ATP binding; phosphopantetheine binding. Gene Ontology annotation, cellular component: membrane; cytoplasm. The transcript has 5 exons. The record is from RefSeq and is a predicted model, not a curated record.